AAGAAAAAUCUGAGAGAGCGAUUCAAGAGUCAAGACUGGUUCAUGUAAGUUUUAUAUCGUACAGUUAUUAUUUGAGUUUGCUGUUUCGCUUCUCGAAUGUAGCGCUAUAACGAGGUUGGGUAAAUACUAGCGAAUUAUUAGCUGACUCGAGAAAAGAAAAAUAAUCUACAUAAUAUUCUCGUUGCAAUUAUUAAAACAACGUGGAAAGAUGGCGGAACAGAGUGACAGGAGUCAAUUACCACCCGGCUGGGAAUGUAGAUACGACAUUCGCAGCGGUCGUCCAUAUUUCAUAAAUCAUUUUAAUCGAACCACAACAUGGGAAGAUCCAAGAGUGAGAUAUUGGCAGUAUUCUCAGUAUAUACAGUCUCAAAAUUCGAUGGCAUUGAGUUCAGCUACUACUACUACUUCUCAAGAUAUUCCUAUGCAGACUGGAGGAAGCGGAAGUGGUGGGCACUUAAAUUAUACAGGUGCUCACAGAGUUCCACAAAUUUAUCCAACACCGUCCCCUUAUCAUAAUCCACAACUAGCAUUCUUACCUCCUAGUACACAGGAGCUGAAAACGCCGCUAUCGUUGAAAUCCACCAGUGCGAUGACAACUCGAUUUGGCGAUUUGACUUUAGGCUCUCCGACUCCAGUGAGAAAUACAGAGACAAGUUUCACUCAAAAUUCUGACUCUGAGUCACAAGUGGCAAAAAUCAACGCUGUAUUCCCGACAGUUUCGGACACACAUAUUCGUCUUUUACUGAAGAAAUACCAUAACAGGGCAGCUUUGGUCAUGAGUGCUCUCCAAGUGGAAAAGAAUCCUCUUUGUGCCCCAGGACCGUGUACACCUGUGGGAGUGCAUUCAAAUUAUGCAAUCCCGAGAUGGCGUCUACCGGCUCAUUCUAUACAUGCAGCAUUAACAUUGAGUCCGCCUCGCGGAGUUCGGCCAGCCCCUAACUCCCCAAAAAUGAAACUUAGGUACCUGAAAAGUGUUUUUCCAAAAGUGGACGAAACGAUACUGUUGGAUGUGCUAGAACAGAGCGAUAAUAAUGUACAGAAGGCAUCUGAAAAAUUAAUUGAUUUAGGAUAUGAAAAACGGAAUCCUACUGUUCCUGCCAGAGCUGUAGCCAAAAAGAAAGAAGAGGAAGAGGUACAUGACGAACCAACUGCCCCUACGCCUCCUCCACGCAUAAAAAGCUUGGAAGAAAAGAACAAGUUGAAAACACGUUUAAUGGAAAAAUAUAAGAAUUUACCAGACCGAAUUGUGAUGCUUGCCAUGGAUAGUGUUGAUUAUGAUGAAGAAAAAGCAAUACAUAUAUUAGAUAUAGUAAUGACAGAAGAAGCUACUCGACCACUAUGUACUUCUAGCAGCCAAAGUAGUAGAAGCGAUGAACGGAAAGACAGUCCACCAGUGACGGAAGCUAUAAAAUUAACUGCUUCUCCGAUUAAAAAAAUAAACAAAGAUGUGGAUAUUGAAAAGUUGAAACGGUCCAAAAAUAAGACUGAGAUACCGAAAGUUUCACGUGGAACUAGUACUACAGAAGAUAAAGAAUAUAAAUCCCCAUAUCUAACAAAACCAGUGGGCUCAAACUCGGAUUUAGCAAAGGGAGCGAAUAACGAUUUGCUGUUGCCGGAUUAUUCACCGUGGUCGGGACCGGAUCCAAAUAUGCUGACUAAACAACCAUUUUCAAGAUCACUGGCGAUGGGACACGAUGCAAGUUUACUUUCUACUAAUAUUUGUCUUGCUAAAGGCUCCCAGUCUGAAUUACGAAAAGGACCAUUAAGGGGAUUGGCCCAAGGCUCCAUUUAUUCGCAAAGGAAUGUAACUAAUAUAGAGAGUCGUGGUAAAUGAAAUAUGUGCAAUUGUUUUUUUCUUGAUAUUUUUACGUUUAUUAAAUAAUUAGAUAUUAAAUAAUUAGAUAUUAAAUCUUAAUUUUUAGUGGCAAUUGUGUAAACUCUUUUCUAUCUUUGGAAUGAUUUAAUUUUUAAUUUUUUAUUGAUUCGAAUGUUAUAAAAAAUCUAAUGUACAAUUUAA
Molecule: messenger RNA, 2017 nt
Organism: Wasmannia auropunctata (little fire ant)
Lineage: Eukaryota; Metazoa; Arthropoda; Insecta; Hymenoptera; Formicidae
Exons: 11
Coding region: 209-1834 (541 amino acids)
Biological process (GO): regulation of DNA-templated transcription; cell migration; regulation of hippo signaling
Cellular component (GO): cytoplasm
Molecular function (GO): molecular adaptor activity; ubiquitin binding; kinase binding
Source: RefSeq, a predicted model, not a curated record